AUGCUGGUUCUCGCAGAAGGCUUGUGCCAGCUCAAAUGGCUCUGGUUCAGAGACCCACAACCUAUGCUUGAUCUGGACAGAUUCGACAGCGCGAGCAGAGGCCCAUGGGGUUCGUUCCUAUUGCUUCUUCGCCUUCGUCCCCAUUACUUGGCCACUUUCGGUGCUGUCCUCAGCAUCGUUGCUCUCGCCAUCGAUCCAUUCUCGCAGCAGAUCAUCCGGUACUACUCCUGCUUUCCAGCUUCUCAUACUGAAUCCGCGAAAUUGCCUCGCGCGAACAACUACACUCGGGACGCCGUCCCUCGAGGCAUCGGAAAUGCCGAGCUAAACACCACGUUAGCCACGUCUAUCAUGGUUGGCGCAAUGCCAGACCCCCCAAUAAAUUAUACAGAACUCAUGCCUUUCGAGUGUCGAACCGGCAAUUGUACCUUUCCGGCUACCGAUACUGGUGAAAUGUUUCAGACUUUAGGGCUAUGCCAUCGGUGCUGGGACAUUGCGAAUCUCAUCCAAGUCAACAACACAAAUACAUCCCAGGGCUGGUCACUUGCGAACUGGGAUGUGGGCGAUGAUUGGAACUUUGCUAGACGGCCUGCUUAUGUCGGCGAAAACGCUAUACCCCAUGAAGCGGACAACAACUCCAAUGCUAUGUACUGGAGUCGCAAGACACUGGCCAUGCGAGCCGACUUUGACGACCUCAUCACAGUUGAUGGUAUCAUGCUCAACGUGAAUAAUGACUGCGAUGUUGAGAGUAGCGAACACUGCCCUAAAUAUCCUUGGGCCUUCCGCUGUGCGAUAUAUCCCUGCAUUAAAACCAUGGGUGCGAAGAUUUUGAACUCGAAACUCGAAGAAAAGAUUCUCAGCACAUCCUCGCUCCGCAGAACGAAUGAAACGGCUCUCGAAGUCACAACUUCCGUCAAUCUGACGUGGUCUUUAGCGACCCAUCGCGUGCUCCGAAAUGGCGCAUGGGCUCAAUGCAACCCUAGUUGGAAUCCCACAUCGUCUGAGUCUGUCGCGGUCAACUCUGAAAGGUAUACCCUCUACGCCGGCCGAAGCGAGAGGCAGCUCAAUGUACCGCCAUCAUACUACCCGUCCGACUGUGUCUUUAGUCUCGGCUAUGAGAUCAGUCUGGGUAUCAACCAGUAUCUAUCCUGGAUGUUCGACCCUUCAGACACAGCACCUUACGUCAAGAACGGAAUAAUGAAUACUUUCUCCACUCGCGGCCCCCAGCAAUACAAAGCCAUCUACCGCGCCGGAAAAGCCACACUCGCGACUACCGAUGCAUACUUUGCGCAACUAACCUCCUUCAUCACGGCCAUGAUGCGACAACGUGGUGAACACGCGCCAGAUAAUUGGGCGCAAGGACAAGUCCUGGUGAAUCAGACAUGCGUAGGUGUGCAAUGGCCUUGGAUUACACUACCCGUUUUCAUGGUGUUCUUUGGAGUAACAUUCUUCCUUGCAACACUGUGGCAGAGCUUACGUAAAGGCGUGUUUGUAGGUGCUUGGAAGAGUAGUGCUGUGGCGCCUAUUUGGGCUGCGGGGUUGGGGGGAGGUAUUAGAAGAGGGAGGAAGAGCGAUAUUCAGAAUGGGGCGGAGAGUAAGAGGAUAAGGCUAGUUGAAGAGCAGGGGGCUUGGUUGUUAAGGGUCGAAGAGGGGAUCUUUGCGGAUAGGCGUGGUGAAGCGUAA
This is a messenger RNA of Alternaria conjuncta, 1680 nucleotides long. RefSeq lists its product as uncharacterized. The record is from RefSeq and is a predicted model, not a curated record. Bases 1 to 1680 code for a protein of 559 amino acids. The transcript has 4 exons. NCBI's taxonomy places the organism in Eukaryota, Fungi, Ascomycota, Dothideomycetes, Pleosporales, Pleosporaceae.